UCACCCGCCAUAUUUGUACGAUUCAUUCUGCUCUCUCUCUCUCUCUACCAACACUGCUUCGGAUCGGACAUCUGAAAACCUCCAAUUCAAUCCAGACAAAAACCAUACGAUCAUCUUCUCUUUGAGCAAAAUUCCAAAACCUGCCGGCGUCCGGACGAUGGUAUCAUCACAAUUCGUUUUCCAGAUUCAUGAACUGGAAUAUCCCUAUUAUACAUUCUUCAAUAUCCCCAUUAUUUCAUCACUAUGCUGCCUAGCUUUCACCGAAACUUUGAUUCGCAUCAGACGGUGGUGGAUUUUGCUAUUGACAACGGAUGGGGUGCGUUCAGUCAAGAUCCUUUGAGUACUCGCCAAAUAGUGGCGUUCGGAAGUUCAAUCCGGAACGCACUUACGUCGCCGGAGGAAAUCGGAGGAAUACCGUCGAUACGAGUCGGUCCGGAAAGGUUGCGAGAAGCUCGGCUGUUGUGAAUGAUGGUGGAGUUAGGAAAGUCGUUUAUCUCGAAACGAAGAAGGAGAAGAUCGGUGAUGUUGGGAAUGUUUCGAAGAGGACCAGUGUAUCUGAAAAUGUUGGAGGAGAAGAGCUUGUGGAUGGUUGGCCGAAGUGGCUUGUUGAAAAUGUACCUACAGAAGCUUUGGCUGGUUUGGUACCGAAGGGUGCCGAUUCAUAUGAUAAAUUGGCUAAGGUAGGUGGAGGGACAUACAGCAAUGUGUAUAAAGCUCGAGACAGGGACACUGGAAAGAUUGUUGCCUUGAAAAAAGUUCGAUUCGAUACGUCGGAUUCUGAUAGUAUCAAAUUUAUGGCAAGAGAAAUCAUGGCGUUGCAGAAGCUGGACCAUCCCAAUGUCAUCAAGCUUGAAGGGAUAGUCACAUCAAGAAUGCCUUACAGCCUCUAUCUAGUAUUUGAUUUUAUGAUGUCUGACUUGACUGGAAUAAUCUCUCGUGUCAGUAGGAAGCUCAGCGAAGCUCAGGUCAAGGCCUAUAUGCAGCAACUACUAUCUGGUCUUCAGCAUUGCCAUGAAAGGGGAGUUCUACACCGAGAUAUCAAGCCUUCCAACUUGUUGAUUGAUAAAAGUGGGAUGCUAAAAAUUGCAGAUUUUGGGCUAGCCAAUUUUUUCAUUCCGAAAAGAAGACGUCCUUUCACAAACCGAGUUGUUACUCUCUGGUAUAGAGCUCCUGAGUUGCUGUUAGGCUCUACAGAUUAUGGAGUUGGUAUUGAUCUGUGGAGUGCAGGUUGCCUUCUAGCUGAGAUGUUUCUUGGAAAGCCAAUUUUGCCAGGGAGAACAGAGGUUGAACAACUUCAUAAAAUCUGGAAGCUUUGUGGUUCACCCCCCAAGGAUUAUUGGGACAAAAUGAAGCUACCUGCAAGCUUCUGUCCACCACAAAAUUAUCAACCUGGUUUCCCAGAGGCUUUUUCAGGUUUUUCUACACCUUCCUUUCGUCUCAUAACUACACUUCUCUCAUUAGACCCAGCACGUCGUGGCACUGCUUCGUCUGCUCUUCAAAGCGAGUUCUUUAGCUCAUAUCCACCGGCAUGUGAACUCUCAGAUCUACCUGUGAUUUUCCACAAGGAGGAUGAGCCAGCUAAAACCAGAAGUAGGAAGAAGCAAAGGAGCUCAAGAAAGAUGCGCUUAUCUCAUUCUCAAACACAUCUUGGAUCUCAGCAAGUAGCUAAUGCAACAAAAGCUAGGGAUUCCGAAUCUUUGAAGGAGGAGAGUAGUACACAGCCGAGCACUUAUGGCCGAGGAACGGGGAGCAGCUCAAGCAGUGUUUCUUCAAGUAUUAAAUCAUUUAAGCAUGUAAAGAACAUGCAGAUGUCCCUUUCUCCAAUUCUUCAAUCACAUGGGAAAAGAUCCCCCAGAACCGAAGGUCAUCCUAAUGCUAUUAAGAACAUAAAAAACCCGAACCUCUUGCAGGCUUCUACCCUCUUGCAGGCCUCCAUCACAGACAUCAUCAACCCCAAAGAGGGUAGUGCACUGACUUACUAUCAAAGGUCUAUUUCUACACUGGACCUUCGCAGCCUUUAUCUUGAUAAGCAAUCAAUGCACCAUCAAACAGGUAGAGAAUAGUAGUCUAUUAAAAAGGGUCUUUAAGUAAGCCAAAUUUGUUAUUUCAUGCCUCAUUUACCUAAUAAAAUGCUUUAUUUCCCUUCCUAGGGAGUGAGAGAGAGUUGGGGGUAGGGUGUUCUCAAAUUACCUUUCAUGAAUACUGUGAUAUAAAGAAAUCCAUGCUUGUUGCGGACUAUUUUAUUUGACACUCAUUAUACAAAAUCAUAAUAAUCAGUUUUUUACCCC
Molecule: messenger RNA, 2288 nt
Organism: Cucurbita pepo subsp. pepo (vegetable marrow)
Lineage: Eukaryota; Viridiplantae; Streptophyta; Magnoliopsida; Cucurbitales; Cucurbitaceae
Product: putative serine/threonine-protein kinase At1g54610
Biological process (GO): positive regulation of transcription elongation by RNA polymerase II; protein phosphorylation
Cellular component (GO): cyclin-dependent protein kinase holoenzyme complex; nucleus
Molecular function (GO): RNA polymerase II CTD heptapeptide repeat kinase activity; ATP binding
Source: RefSeq, a predicted model, not a curated record